Messenger RNA from Sabethes cyaneus, 2072 nucleotides. It is a transcript of the gene tadr, whose product is annotated as probable cationic amino acid transporter. The record is from RefSeq and is a predicted model, not a curated record. Gene Ontology annotation, cellular component: plasma membrane. Gene Ontology annotation, biological process: amino acid transport. The coding region runs from base 45 to 2072 and encodes 675 amino acids. Lineage: Eukaryota; Metazoa; Arthropoda; Insecta; Diptera; Culicidae. The transcript has 9 exons. Gene Ontology annotation, molecular function: amino acid transmembrane transporter activity.
ACUGCCGAAAGCAGUGACCACCGUCAAGCCUGCACCUUUGGAAUAUGGUCUUCCCGUCAUCUAGCACCUUUCGGGGAGUCGUCGCUCCCGGUACUGGAAGCCGAUGGGCUGUCGGAACGCUUAUCCUGGUACACCUGAUAGCGUACAAUGAAUCCGGCGGGCCAGGCACUAUGGUUGGAACGGCAAUAGCUGCCGUUUUUGCUAUUUUUUCCGGUAUAUGCAAAUCAAGCGUAAAAGUAGUACAAAUUUAUUAUAUUCGCACUACACAUCGUACGGAUUUCUUCUGUCUAUUUUUGGCCAAAUGGAUGGAUAUUCUGGCCUUGUUUUCCGCCUGUGCCGUUCUAGUGCGAACCCUCAGCUCGUCACUAGAUGCAAUGACAGGUGGACUCGCCCGAAUGUACAUUCUAGGCCGGAAUUCCCCCGCCAACGAACCCUGGCCGGAUGUGAUUGGAGUGGUGGUUAUCUUCCUCAUCAGUGCGAUGUUUAUGUUAGGGCUAGAAAAUACAAGAAUAUUCAGCGUCCUAAUGGUGUCCGGAGUGGCAGCGAUGGCAACUGUAAUCGGUGUCGUAACAGGCCUAAGGGGAAGCUUUCAGCAGUUCACUACAGAGGCAAUUCUUCCCAAGGGAGUUGUUGGGCUCCUUUCCGGUGCAGCACUGUCUAGCUUUAGCUAUUCUAACGAUCUGCUAAACGGCAAUUACUGUAAACGGCUCUUGGGGGUUGGUGUUAUCAUCCUGGUGCUACUAUCGAAUGAGCUGAUUGCUGCUUGCUUAGUAGCAGUGAUUAAAUUUAGUACGAACCACGACUACGAAGCCGUGCCCAUAUUCGCGAUUCUGGAAAAUAAGGACUUCCACAAAGCCAUCCCGGCGACGGCAUGCGUGCUGGUGUUGACCUGCUCGGGCGCGUUGCUCGAAUUGUUCCCGGAAAUGUACAACCAGAUCGUUCAUUUGACCACAUCCGAGUGGAAGAUUCUAGCCAAGCAGAUCGGUUAUGAAAACCGGGACAGCGGGAGCCCAAUACUGGCCGUUUUCACCGGAGGCAGUUUAUGUGCGAUGCUUACAUUUGCUUGUCCGUUGGAGAAUUUGAUCUACAUACUAGCCGCCAGUAAUGUGCUGGCAACUUUUUGCAGAGCUUUCUACUUGCUGUAUAUUCCAUUUCGGCCACAAUACUUGGAGCAACAAAAUGACACCUCGCUGGCCUACAGUCGCCUAAGUACAACUUCCAAACCUGCACCUUCGCAGCAGGUCAGCAGCAGCAGCAACAGCAACAAAUCCAAACAAUCGGUCUGGUUCUUCCGAAAGCCUUCGUCGGCUUCGCUUGCUCAUCACGUCCUGCCGAAAAAACACGCCAGUGGUGGUCCCUCCCACGAGGAACAGGAACGGGAAUGGCUGCUGCUCGGUGAACCACCUUCGCCGAAAGCUCCGAGCAGUCCACCGAGUGUGGAAUCUACGGUACUUUCGGAUCAAGUUUCCGAUAUCGAAUGUAUUGCCCUGGCGAAGCCGGAAAACGACGAAAGCGACGAAGACAGUUCUACCGAUAUUGACGCAAUUGUUGACGAAUACAGACAGAAAGUUAAAGUUUCGACUGCUGGUCCGUUGGACAACAAUACGCUGCGACUCCCAUCGGCCGUGAGUUGGAGAUUUACCUUGUUGUUCAUAGCCACGAUCCUAUGUGGAAGUAUACUAACAUCGAUCGGAUUGAUGGUAUGGGAAACUAAUACCAUGAUCGUUGGGAUAAAUUUGGUGUUCCUUCCGUCCGCCAUUUUGAUGCUGUUUCCUAGAUACGACCAAGUGACGUCUACAUCACCUGCAAUCUUGACCUGUACGAUAACACUAUUUAGCUCAAUCGUAAUGUUUGCCGCAUCAUUCAGCAUGUCGUGGCCUGCCUUAUUGUUAUGGUUUUUAGCAGGUCUAUUCUUGUUCAUCCGAUGCGACACCUGGUGCUGUCUAUGCUUAGAGCGUCCGUCGUCUAGCCAAAUGCUUAUUGCAAGUGUUUCCAGCACACGAACCACCAUCCGUGUACCACGGCCGCCAAAGGGAUCGAUUGUACCCUGCCGAAUUGCGAAUCACAGCUGA